Osmia lignaria (orchard mason bee) is the source of this 936-nucleotide messenger RNA. RefSeq lists its product as uncharacterized. The record is from RefSeq and is a predicted model, not a curated record. Lineage: Eukaryota; Metazoa; Arthropoda; Insecta; Hymenoptera; Megachilidae.
ACCACCACCCUGUCGAAAGCGAUCUCUUACGGAAGCGUAAUAGUCUCGGGUUCGCGGUGCAAUUUUCUUCAACUCGAGAAGCUCGAUGUUCUGUUCGUCGUGAGAAACAGUUCCACUAUCACGGCAUUCUGCUGCUGAAUCGACGCGGCAUUUCACUGAAGGCUUGUCGAAAAUAAACCAGCAAAAUGAUCACGGCAUUGCCAGUGCCCUCGGUGAAGGUCUUCCACAAAACUUAUUAUCAAGAAAAAGGAGCCAGGAUAACAAGUAGUCAACCUGGCAGCCCCUUAACUGAGAGUGAAGCGGUACUAGCGUUAAUGGACAAGGAACCACCGGAGUACUACUUCUGUGGCAAGGUCAAUUCGUUACACGUGGUAGUUGGGUCAUUGCUGCUCGGCGCCGUGGUAUUGGUAGUAGGCCUGGUGCAGCUUGCACCCGGAGCCGAAGCUGCACAAAACUCGACCGCCCUUAUUGCUGUCGGAUGCAGUUUACUAGUGGUUGGCGUACUUCUCGCGCCACUCAGAGCUUUGUGCAUAAAGAAACAAAAGGCUGCCCAGAAGGAUGGAACGCAUCAAAGAAGUGUAACUAGCAUAGAUAUGCUUCUUGCUCAACAUAGAGACUUCACGGUUUUGACGCCUGACGAACUGGAGGACCUCGUUGGCCGACCAACCUCCAACCUGGAGAAUAAAAUUCGUAAACAGGGCCACAAUACCUAGGUAUUGUCGGCCUCGAAGAAGGCCCAAUCAUCGUCAUCACCGUGCUCGAACACGCCAUCGUCAUCGACAUCGCCGGGAACUAAUUCAUCAAUUCUCUACACGCAUCGUUACGAUUCUCGUGAACACAGUCUGGUUUAAAAUAUCUGGCGCACCGUCAGCCACCUCUUUAGAGAAUCAGUUCCGACUAAUUGUGCACGCAGCAAGUGCUCUUUCUUUCUACGAA